Molecule: messenger RNA, 3589 nt
Organism: Suncus etruscus (white-toothed pygmy shrew)
Lineage: Eukaryota; Metazoa; Chordata; Mammalia; Eulipotyphla; Soricidae
Gene: AJM1
Product: apical junction component 1 homolog
Exons: 3
Coding region: 559-3495 (978 amino acids)
Biological process (GO): cell-cell junction organization
Cellular component (GO): plasma membrane; apical junction complex
Source: RefSeq, a predicted model, not a curated record
CUCUGACCUGGCUCCUGGGGUUCAUCCUGCCCUACCAGCUGUCCUCAGCUAGUUUUUCAGCGCUAGGAGCUGGCACCUGGGGGCACCGGGACAGAUCUGGUGGCCCAGGACCCGAAGUAGUCCCACCCCCAGACCACGGGCCAUGUGAGCUGGGGGCCCUAAGUAGACCCCAACCCCCAGACCGCCGGCCACGUGAGCUGGAGCGGCCCCUUUAAGGACAGCUUCACCGGCCACCACUGGCGGCAGCACCGAGCCAUCGGUUCGCAUCGCGCCGCUCCUGGAAGCUUCUGCCGCGGGAGCCUGGGCCACGGUGGAGCUGGGGGCACUAGCACUGGACAGGGAGCGGCGGGGCGGGGGCAGGGCCUGCACAUACCACCACACCCGGCGGGGACUCGGCAUGCAGGUGCUUCCAGCCUCCAUGGAGCAACCGCACGCCAUGGAGCAAUUGCAUGGAGCAACCCAAGCCGGCAGCCAGGGUUGCACCACCCGCUGCGCCCCAGGGUGGAAGCCCCGCAAGGUCGAGUGACUGCAGCCGCCAGUCUGGGGACCUCUUUUAAGAUGACCCGCACGGACCCGCCGGACCUGCUGGUGUCGACCGUGUACCAGGAUAUCAAAGUGGCGGCCCCAGGGCCCGCGUCCAGGCGGCUGCCAUGUGAGCGCGCCGAGACCCGGCCAGCAGCGCCCGCUAAGUUCAACAAGCGCCACUGCCGCAGCUUCGACUACCUGGAGGCACUGGACGGGGAGGCCAUGGAAGCCUGUCACGAGCCGCCGCCGAUGCCGGAGCCCGCCGCGCCGCGCUCCCGGCCCCGCGACGGUGAGUCCAGGCGCCGCGCUCGCUCCAAGAGCGCGCCCCGUGCGCCCCCGGGCCUGGCACCUGCGCCCGCCUCCCCGCCGGUGCAACCGCGCCGGAGCCGCGAGAUGCAGAGGACGGCGCGCGUGGAGACGUCGCCGCGCCGAGAGCCCACCUACCCGGCUAUGCGCGCGCUCGCCAACGAGCUGCACCCCAUCAAGUUGCAGCCCCAGAGAGGCGGGCCCGGCCGCAUCGCGCCUCUGUGCGCCACCUCUGGCCGCUGCGCACCGCUGGAGCCGCCCCCGGGGCCCGCGCCCCACGUCCGUUGCCGCCUGGACAUCAAACCCGACGACGCGGUGCUUCAGCACGCAGCCCGGGUCUCACGAUCCUACGGGCCCUCUGACACCAUGCCCUGGGCCCGGCCCGGCCCACAGCUCUACGGCCUCACAGUGCCCGGCCCUCGGCACGUGGCGCUGUCACGCACCCCGACCCCCAGUGACUCCUACUGUCUGGACGCCAGGGCACUGUACUGCGAUGGGCCGCUGCCAGGGCCCCGCGACUUCACCGAGCGUCGCCACCUACCUUUCACCACUCCACCCAUUCCCACCCAGUUCUUUUAUACCGAGGAGCCCGAAAGCCACCUCGGGGGCUUUGUGGGGAGUCCUGGGCCCUCCUUCGACGGCUAUUACCCCAGACCCUUCCUACCUGAGGAGCCCCAGGGGCCCAGCCCCAGGCGUCGGGGCGGCAGCUACUAUGCUGGGGACUCACGCACCUACCCGGUGCUGGAUGCACCCUCACGCUCCUACUACGGGGAGGACCCUCGGGGCUACGCCCCGUUCGGGGGCUCGGGGGCGCGCUACGGCCACGAAGAUGCCCGCAUCCACCCAGCCGCCCGGCCCUACUACACCGAGGACUUUGGGCGCUACCGAGACCACCGCGAAGCCAUGGCCCGGACCUACCCACACCCACGAAGCAGCCAGGCUUGGGCCGACUGGGGCCCCAGACCUUACAGAAGCCUGCAAGUGGCACCGCCCUCGGACCUCGGCCCGCUGCUGUCCUCGUGGCACGGUGGCACUGGCACCAGCCCACCGCGGCUGGGCACCGACAGCCGCCACUACUCGCGCUCCUGGGACAACAUCCUGGCGCCUCCGCCGGGGCAGCGCCGGGAUGACCCUUUGGGUCGAGGUCGCAGCUACGAAAACCUGCUAGGAAGGGAGCCUAGGGGCUCAUCCCCCGAGGGCCGGAGGCCACCGGUCGUGGUCAACCUGUCCACCUCACCCCGCCGCUAUGCCGCUCUGUCGCUGUCCGAGACGUCGCUGUCGGAGAAGGGGCGCGCCGGGGAGGGCCUGGGGCGUAACUGGUACGUGACCCCCGAGAUCACCAUCACCGACAAUGACCUGCGCAGGGCCGACCGCCCCAGCACUAGAGGCUGGGAGUUACCUGGGGUGCACGCACCUGCACCGCAGCAACCACCGCCGCCGAUCUCAGCUGCCCACGAGGGCUCGACUGCGGGCCGCCAGCGCAGCCUGGAGCAGCUGGACGAGCUCAUCACAGACCUGGUCAUCGACUCGGGCCCAGUCGAUGGGCACGCCACGGACGCCGCCGCUCCAGGUCUGGGUCGACAGCUCCGUCGCCUGCUCGACUCCCGACCCCGCUCGCCCCCCGCGUCAGCCGGCAGCACCGCUGAGGAUCCUACAGGCGCGGGCACGACGACGGCCGACGCAUCCCCGGAGCCCAGCGCCGACGAGGACGACCUGAUGACCUGCUCCAAUGCGCGCUGCCGGCGUACCGAGACCAUGUUCAAUGCCUGCCUCUACUUCAAGUCCUGCCACAGCUGCUACACCUUCUACUGCUCGCGCCUGUGUCGCCGCGAGGACUGGGACGCGCACAAGGCGCGCUGCGUGUACGGCCGCGUGGGCAGCGUGUGCCGUCAUGUGCUGCAGUUCUGCCGCGACAGCAGCCCCGUGCACCGCGCCUUCUCGCGCAUCGCGCGUGUCGGCUUCCUGUCCCGCGGCCGCGGGGUGCUCUUCCUGGGCUUCCCGAGCCCGGGAUCUGCCGACAACUUCUUGCGAUUCGGCCUGGAGGGCCUGCUGCUGUCGCCCACCUACCUAUCGCUGCGAGAGCUGGCGGCCCAUGCCGCGCCCCUGGGCAGUUACGCGCGCGAGCUGGCGGCCGCGGGGCGUCUGUACGAGCCGGCCGAGUGCUUUCUGCUCAGCGUAUCCGUGGCCGUGGGCCCUGGGCCCGCCGCGCCCCCGGCCACCUCGGCCCGGCCCACACCCGCGCCCCGCAGCCCCGCGCCCACGGUGCGCAAAUUCGCCAAGGUGGCACUGGCGGCCGGCAGCCCCGCGCGGCCGAACCCAGUCCGGGGUUGCGAGCCCGACAUGGAGACGUUGAUCCUGACGCCGCCGCCAGGCACGGCGGGGCUGGACCAGGAGGGCGAGGCGGGCCGGCGCGCGCGCGAAGUGGCCUUCAUCCACAUUCAGCGCGAGCUGCGGCUACGCGGCGUCUUCCUGCGGCACGAGUUCCCGCGAGUGUACGAGCAGCUGUGCGCCUUCGUGGAGGACAACCGGCGCUUCACGCCCACCACGAUCUACCCCACCGAUCGCCGCACCGGCCGCCCCUUCAUGUGCAUGAUCAUGGCCGCGUCCGAGCCACGCACGCUCGACUGGGUGGCCAGCGCCAAUCUGCUGGACGACCUCAUGUGAGCCGCGGGGGACCCGGCCACAAAAACAACAUCCCCUUCCACCGGACCGACAGCCCCGAUUCGCCGUCUCAGGCUGCGCCCACUUGCCUGGCAUC